UGGGAGCCCCCAGUCCGUGUACAGAGAGCUGAGAUCAGGUCCAGGAGACAUUUCAGAUCAUGGACACAUGAAUCACCUAAAAUCAUGUGCUGUUCCCACUGUCUUCCCAAGCUGGAUACCUUAAUAAGCUGCCUGUAGUUAGGGAAAUUAAUUUGGGCCUAAAUGUAUAAGAGGACAUUGACUUCAGGAAUGAGGAUGGUGGCAUGGCAAUGAUGAGCUGUCCCUGAGGAGACAUGAAAUGGCUUUUCACAAUUUUUACUCUUCCUAGAACAGAAAUCUCAACUCCUCAUGUGUCUGAGAGAGGCUGGGAAUAUUAAUGAGGAACUCAAGAGGUGCUUUAGUAGGCCAGUGCCAUCAAGUUGCACGGGAAUUUUAUGUGAUUUUUGCAGAAAAUUAUGAGGAAAAAAGUGAAAUGUGUUGGUUGGAUCAUUGGAAAUCCUUGGUGUGAUUUCUGUGGGCUAUCAGAACACACUGAGGUUGGAUGUGGAACGACUUUGUGAAGGGAACUGGUUUGGAGAGAUGGUAUUUAGAGGAACCCAGGAGCCCUGUGCUCUCCACAAACUUUCUCACAAUUUACAAGCAAAUGGAUCCUGUAUUCACCUUCUUCCUGCAUAGUUAGAGGGGAUGAAGUGUCAUCUGCUAGGAAGGGACAGGAUGAACAAGUUCUGCAUAAUGCCUGUGCACUCCUUCAGGCUUUGAAAGAGCCUAAAGUUCCUCACAGAAAGUGGCUUUUCCCAGUAGGGAUUUUCCCCAAAUUAUUUGAGGCUCCAUCUAGUUGAAAAGCUUAUUUUUAGAACCUGAUGUCCACGAUCUGAAAAACCGUAAAUGUUCCUGGGAGAUGAAAAAAGAGAUUCCUCACAGAAUUUGGGUACCAUGGUUAGAAUGUUUCUGCAUUUUGACUUAUUUUUUUCCUCUUUAUUUUCUCCUUCUCCAUGGAAAGGAAGAACAUCAGAGAUUCUGUCAUCGCUUCCCUUACAGAUCCUGCUUUAUGUAAAUGGGAUUUAUUACAUCUUCUACUUCUUGGCAACUCUUGCAAUGAUUAUUUACAAAAGUCAAGUUUUCAGUUAUCCAGAUGAUCUUUUGGCUCCUGAUCUUGCCGUGCUUUUUCUUAUGGGCAUUCUGGAAGUGCCUCGAUUGUACUUGGGUUUCAAGGGUAACCUGACAGAAGCAGAGGCGCCGCUGGGGCUGAGCCUGGGGCUCACGGUGGGCAGCGUGGUGCUGUGUGUGUACCUGCUGCUGUGGCAGACCUACGUGCUGUGGGCUGAUGUGCUCCUCAAUGCAGUGCUGCUCUCGGCCUAUGGGCUCGAGUCGGGGCUCAAGGUCACAGCCAUUGCUGCCUUUGUCAGCUGAGCCCAGCCCCUUCCCCCAUGUCUGCCACGCAUUCCUUCUAUGAAAGAGUGAGGCUUCAUUUCCACUAUUGAAAUCCUUUGUAUAAAAACCCUGUAAAGCUUCUCUCUGUUUAAAUUUUGGGGACAUAAAUGUCCUGCCCAGGAGCUGUGUGAUGCUGUCCACCAUUGGCUUAUUUAUGGGCAAAGGCAAGGGAUGAAUUGCUAAACACCCAACACUGGUAUUCACCAGGGGUAAGUACUAAAUAUCUAUUCCCAACACAGGACAGGAGCCAGUGCUGCUGGCAUGGUGGGAGUUUUCAUGGCACAGCAGCAACACGCAGCCCAAGUGACACAGAAAUGAAUCAGGCCAGGGCUCACUCGUGCCUUGCCACGCACACGUCCGUGUUCGAGGGCACAGCUGCUCUGCUGCUCUCAUUUGUGUUUCCAGACCUCAGUGGUAAUUUCCCUGACUUUAGUAGGGCAGAACCCGAUGUAUUCCAGUGGGAGAGAGUGGAACUGGGUUUUGUGCAUACCUGGAGAGCAAAGCCAUAAGGUUUGGCAGCCAGUUCUUACACACUACGUGAGGGGAUGUUUGCUUAAACAGGAUGGCUUUAGAAUGAACAAAACCAUUCACCAUUCAUUCUCCCUUCUGUCCUGUUUAAAAGUCCAACAGAAUGUUGGCAGUUUUAUUUCUAUUUGGUGUUAAAUUUGCUUAUUUCUACUAUUUUGCAAAAAUUACUACAUUCAAGCCUGUCUUUUAACUUUUAACUGCUGCAAGUGCAGAGUUUUUUACUGUCUCAAAAAUACGUGUUAAUGGAAAGCUUCAGGAGUUCCUGGGUUUUUGAAGAAGCUAUUUUCUAUUCAGAAUUUCCUAUUUUUGUAUUUAUUUAUUCAUUCAAAUAAACAAUGGUUUAGAUCUAAAGA
Sturnus vulgaris (Common starling) is the source of this 2252-nucleotide messenger RNA. The record is from RefSeq and is a predicted model, not a curated record. NCBI's taxonomy places the organism in Eukaryota, Metazoa, Chordata, Aves, Passeriformes, Sturnidae.